GUCACGAAAAUGUCAAAUAAAUUUGGUAAUCUGUGAUUGAUGUCGUAUUCGAAUAUAAAUUUUUAUGAUUUUCCCCGAGAAAUAUUUCAUAAAACCACUCAAUCUUGGAACAAAAUUUAUUCAAAUAACCAUUAGUGUUGAUAAAAUAUAAAUGAAGCCAUGGCUUUGACACUGGACAAGCUCACCAAUGACGAGAGGUUUAGUGGUGACAAUGUACUACACUUUUUACUAUAUUUACCCUUGGGGUUAAUUUUGAUGUCCACCCGAGUAAUCCUAGGGCUUGUAUUGUGGAUUGCCGCGAUCAUUCUGCCAAAUAAAUCUGCUGUGAGGCAGAUACUGUCCACCCUUGCAUGUUGGACGUUUGGCGUGUACGUGGAAUUGAACGGCGGCAGAGAUCCGCGCUGCAGCGUGUUGGUCGCCAACUACGUGUCGUGUCUAGAUUCCCUGGCCGCCACAUACACGAUGGGAAGUAUCAGUUUAAGAAAAUGGAAGGUCCCACCAUUUUUCGCAUCAACACUUGGAAUCAAGAACACUGCUCAGUUUGUGAGAAAAGAACACUUCACAGAGAUUCCAAUUAAACCUGUGUUGCUGCAGCCAGAAGGUGGCCCCACUAAUGGCAAGGGACUGCUAAAGUUUACAGACUGGUCCAUCCCUAUUGGCAACAGAGUGCAGCCUCUUGCUAUCACGGUGGAGCGUGUGUUCACAAACGUGACAGUGCACCGCCCUAACGACAAGUCGGAUGUGUUCCCUUGGUGGGACGCGCUGUGGUUCCUGUGGACGCCGUGCUCUAUCUUCACUCUGAAGCUCCUCCCCGCCGUAGACAGGAUGGAAGACAGCGACCAGGUGUUUGCUGAGCGAGUGAGGCAGGCCCUUGCUGACGCUUUGCAGAUAGAGGUGACUGAGUACACGUGGGAGGAGCUGAACCGCGGUCCGCGCGUGCGCCGUCGCGCGGCCAUCCAGAGCGAGGUGAUGCGACGCGCCAGGCAUGUGAAGGAAGUGUUGCCCCUCGUACCUUUGAAAGACAUCGUGAAGGAACUUGAAAAAACACGCAGCGUAGACGUAACAAUAACGAACUUUCUAGAAGGCCUCGUCCCUUACACGCCAGAAGUUGAGUCGGUCGCCGAACCCCAACCCAGCACCUCCCAAGCACCCCCCAAAUAUGUGACCCCCCUACCAACAGGGACCUUCCCCAAAUCUGCCAAGGAAAGGCAGAUGAGCUUCCAAGAUAGGAAAGCGCAAAUGAUCGCAGAGGCCAGGCAGAGGUAUAUAGAGAAACACAAACUCCAAAUAGCUUGUUGAUAGGUAUUGAGAUUUUGUUUUUUUUUGAGGGUAGUCUGAUAUUUUGAAUGCUGACGUCUAUUAAACAUGCAAAACCUCUAUAAAAUUUAAAAGAUAUAGCCAUGUUAAAGGCGUUAGUCGUGACUAUUAUUCCCCUUUCAAACAAAGCAUAAAGCAAACUUCCGCCACUCUCAAAUAUGUAACGCCCUACCAAUAGGGAUCUUCCCCAAAACUGCCAAAUAAAACUCAGAUGGUCUCAGAAGUAUAUAGAGAAACACGGGAUAGCAUGUUUAUAGGUAUUGAGAUUUUGGUUUUUUGAGGGUAGUCUGAUAUUUAGAACACUGACGUUUAUUAAACAUGCAACACCUCUUUUAAUAAAAUAAAAUUUAAAAAGUGUGAGUGGUGACUAAUAUUCCACUUUCAAGCAAAGCAUAAAGCAAACCCCCCUCAAAUAUGUAACCCUUACCAAUAGCGGAAUUCCUCAAAAACUGCCAAAUAAAAAAGUUCAGAUAAUCGCAAAUGCAAGACAGGUGUAUAAAUAAACACGGACAAGAUAGCUUAUUGAUAGUUUUGUAUUGAGAUUUCUUUGAGGGUAGUCUAAUAUUGUGAGUGCUGACGUCUAUUUAACAUGCAAAAUCUUUUUUUUUUAAUAAAAUGAACCUUAGCAAUGUUAAAGAGACUUCUAGCAAAGCCCAAAAGAAAACCCUUCCCUCCAGAUAAAAACCUCUUAGAUACCAUCAUCUGCAUUUAAGGUAAGUUAAAGAAAACUUAACCCUGGUAUAGUGCCCGGCAAACAACUUGGACCUGAAGCAGUGUAUGGGAGAAAGUUGGCGAAUCCGGGAAGCGAAAGUCGACGUAUCAACCAAUCGUGUGCACCCGCGCCGACUGAUCAACCAAUCGCGUGCACCUGCCAUUCGCCAGCCAAUCGCGUUAAUGCUGAAGUUGUUUGCCGGGCACUGUAAGAGAUUUCGACCUUACUGGUCGAUUUUAUACUCAAAAAUACAAUAGAUGUCAGUGUUAUAAAACUAAUAAUGGACGUAAAGUCGACGCACACCGACCGUAGAGGUCUAAGAAAACGACAGAUGACGUCUUGACUGCGAUUAUGCAACGCUCCAUGUGUACUAACCCUAAGAUUAACUGUAGUGGUGCUCAUGGACUUGGAAUAGCUAGAUAGAUGGAUAGAUGCCGAUGUUCUUUGAAUAGUAUGAAAACCAAUCAAAAAAAAAAAAUGUGUUCACGAAAAAUUUAAUUUACUAAAUCACAUAUAGAUGGCGCAGUCAACUUACUUAGCUUGCAGUGUUCUACAUAAAAGUGUUAGUAUAUUAUGUCGUAUAACGGUACGGAACCUUUUUUGAUGUAACAUCUGUCAUGUCGAUUUUUUCGCAUAAAAUGUGCCCUAAGUCAUCUGGACCAUAACGAAAAAUCGAUUAACACCUCAUUCAUCAAAAUCGGCCAGUAGUUUACUUGGAACACACAGAACAACACACACAUACAUAGACUGCUAAAAUUAUAACCCUUCCUUUUGGCUUUGACGUAGUCGGGUAAAAGGAAUGACUAUUGACAGAGAAAUGACAGUGAAAUAGUAGCUUGGCUCAAAGGCUCAAAUUUCAGGCACGCUUGGACGGGCGGCUUGCGGUAUCUAGAUAUUCCAAGUCUCUGGUGAUGCUAGAUUUUUUUGACUGUAAAAAAUAUCCCCCUCUAGUACUAUGUAGCGAUUUACAUUGUCACAUGUCAAUACACCUGCUUAUAAACUCCAGUUUAUAUAAACACACUAGCUACUCUAUAUGGGCCAGUGUUUCACAGAUAAGUCUAAAGCUAGUGCUAUCCUUCUUCACAGGAAGCAUUUUGAAAGGGAUAGCAAUACAUUAAGACCUGUCAUUUUAGUUUAGUUUAAUAUAAUGUAAUACUGUUAUCGUUUUGGAACACCAAAUGCGUCCAUUAUUUUCUAGACAAGAUACGUCUUUUUUGUCAAUUUUUUGUCCUACGUAAAUGUAGACCAUAAAUAGAACAUACCUGCUAGAGUAAAAAUUUUUUUUUUAAAAGCUGAACCCAAUUUAAGGUUCUUUUUUAAUAAGUGUGGAAAUAACUUAAAAUAUAGAGUUUUGACUGGCACUUCUAAAUUUUUACAAUACACAUAUAAAAAGAUAUAUUUUUAUAGUUUUAAUAAAAUGCUUGACAUAGUUUCAGUUUUGAUUGCUUAUGUACAAUCAUACUGUACGAAAUAUGAUAUGGCCCCUAUUGCAUUAUCAUAGAAAUUAAUAAAUAUACCUAUUUACUUAUGGUUUUACGACCAUAUAACAUGUAUGUUAAUUGUAAUUUACUUAACUUUAUUAAAUAAUAAUUAAUUCACAACUUAAAUGUGUUCGCGCAUAAAUGCCCGCGACUUCGUCUGCGUGGGUUUAGGUUUUUUAAAAAUCCCGUGGGAACUCUUUGAUUUUCCGGGAUAAAAGUAGCCUAUGUCCUUUUCCGGGAUGUAAGCUAACUCUGUACUUUUUAUCAAAAUCGGUUAAACUGUUGGGCAGUCAAAGUUAGCAGACAGACAGACAGACACUUUCGCAUUUAAAUAUCAGUAUGGAUUUAAAGGGUGUAAUCAAUUUGAUAUUACUCAUGAUGAAUGCAUAAGAGGUCAAUACACUUUCCUAGUUUAAGUACUUUUUGAUUCGAAUCAAGCGAGUUAAAAAUUAUAGCAAGUACAUAAAAUUGUAUACUUUUGCAUUGUGUCUUGAAAUUAAGAUAGAACUUAAUAUUUAAAUAAUAUGUUUAUUUAAAUCUAUUACCUGUAUUUUGUCCUUUUAUAAUAUGUAGAUAGUUUUAUUCGCCGGUUAUUGCGUGAAAUAUUUGUAUGCAAAUACAGUAGACACGGGUAACAUUGUUAUAUUAUAGUGUUAGUAAUACGUAAACGAAGAACGUUUUUAUCUUAUUUUGAUAUUAAUUUUUGCAGGCGAUUGCUUUUUUUUAUAAUUUUUAUGCCAUUACUUCCAUUAAGCCGUCGAUUUACGAUGUUUGACACGGUUACAAUGUUACCUGUGACAGUACAACACUCCAAGAGGUUACGUGAGAAACUACAAAGUUACAAAAAUACUAAAAAAACUCGGUAUUCCUGUUGUAGAGUUGUUAAAUUGGCUAUUCCACUUGUACAGGUGCAUCCAGAUUAUGUUAUAAAACUUUUGCUGCAUAACACAUCCAUAUUGUUUAAUAUUAUUUAUAUAACAUGCGUCCUCACCACUAAAAACCUUUAAAACCAUGUUUUGUAAUAAGUUAUGUUAUAUAGUGUUGUAAUAUAACUUGUUAUAAAACCGUGUUUUGUAACAUGUUCUGCCUAUAGUCCUGUAUGGAUCGUAAAUAAAAAAGAAACAUGUAUAUUUAAAAGACUUCUUUAGUAAUAUGUAUGUGUAAAUUGGAACUACCUUUAAAUUUUGUAAUUUAGAUUAUAAUUAAAGUUUCUACAGGUAAUUGCAUCGAUUUUUUGAAAUGUUUUAUUUUUUAAUUUUUCCUGAUCCUGUUUUUUUAGGGUUGUUUUUCACUAGAGUUGGUAAAUCACAUAAGGGCGUAGGAAAAAUUGUAUAAUAAAACGUUUACUUCGCCUUCUGUACCGCACCUCAGAUGAUGCGUCAACAAUUGCAUGGAUUUAACUCGUUUUACUGUGUAGAAAUAACAAGCACUAGCAGAUAGUUGAGGAUUCUUAAGAAUACUUAGAAGUGGACUUGCCUAUAUCCGCGACGCCGCUUCGACUUGUGGUCCUGUGAGCAAUCAGUCUACAGUUGAAAUCUAUAGAUCGCACUUCGAAUUUGCUUAGACUUAAGUCUGAGCAAAGUCAAAGAGCGCUCAACAGAUCUCAGCCUAGGAUUUAACUUUUUUUUUGAUUUUUUACUUUUGUUUUUGGCAAAAGAAGUGUUAUUGUUUCUUAUUUCCCAAAUCCUAUAUAAAGAAUGAUAUGCAGUGAAAAAUCCACCCUAAACCAUGGGCAUGUAUGUUUUUGAGUCGAGAUUUUUGUUUAUUUUUGAGCGUUAGUUAAAAUAACUAUCAAAUAAUUUAUCUUAUAAUUUUAGUCCUUAGAUCUCAUCGUCUGUCUAUUCAUAUAUCAUAUUCAUCCAUCACAACACUUGUUGUUUUAGGGCAGUUUUCAAAAGAGUACAUUUUAAGUCAUUAUUUUAAGGGCUGAUCUUUCAAUCGCAAAAUCAAUUUAAGUUUUGACAGUUUUUGCAUUAGAAAAUGACAAAACUGACAAAAUGACAAUUUUAUUUGCCAGUUAAAAUUUAUUUGCCGAUU
This is a messenger RNA of Maniola jurtina (meadow brown), 5547 nucleotides long. RefSeq names its product lipid droplet-regulating VLDL assembly factor AUP1-like. The transcript has 8 exons. Lineage: Eukaryota; Metazoa; Arthropoda; Insecta; Lepidoptera; Nymphalidae. The coding region runs from base 160 to 1299 and encodes 379 amino acids. Gene Ontology annotation, molecular function: protein binding. The record is from RefSeq and is a predicted model, not a curated record. Gene Ontology annotation, cellular component: membrane.